Brienomyrus brachyistius is the source of this 1462-nucleotide messenger RNA. RefSeq names its product zinc finger, CCHC domain containing 9 (gene zcchc9). The record is from RefSeq and is a predicted model, not a curated record. Lineage: Eukaryota; Metazoa; Chordata; Actinopteri; Osteoglossiformes; Mormyridae. The transcript is spliced from 6 exons. Gene Ontology annotation, molecular function: zinc ion binding; nucleic acid binding. The coding region runs from base 89 to 871 and encodes 260 amino acids.
GGUACAGUUGUUUCCGCACGGAUCUUACGUUGGUCGUACAUCCGGGAGAACAUGCGAGCUUGAUUUGCUCCUCUAGAGUGAUUCAGUGAUGACCCGGUGGGCUCGAGGCAACAAUGUACACAAGAGCAAGCCGGCAGAGGCAACGCCAUGGAGCAUGCUGAAAGCCAACAGGAGUGAAGAGGGGGCAUCUACGAGUAGGAGGUCCGGGCCUCUGUGGCGCACCCAGCCCGAUCAGAGAGCCAGGAGGCCCAAUAAGAAGAAGAAGGACUAUGACAACCAAGACGUCAAUGGAUUCCUGGAAUACCUGCAGCAGGCGGGUGAAGCGCUUCCAUCUGGGGGCACCGACGACCGGGGCUUUAGGGAGGAGGUGGCGAUGGCGCUGAAGAAGGACCAGAGGCGGGAGAACAGGAGGGUAAAAAGGCAGCAUGAUAAGAAGAACAAAAUGCUCUGCUUCCACUGCAGGAAGCCGGGCCACGGGCUGGUGGACUGUCCCGAGGCCGACGGCGACGUGGAGAUGGGCCGGGGCAUAUGCUACCGCUGCGGCUCCACGGAGCACGAGAUCCAGAGGUGUCGGGCCAAGGUGGACCCCGCCCUGGGCGAGUAUCCCUACGCCAAGUGCUUCAUAUGCGGUGAAACCGGACACUUGUCGAGAUCCUGUCCGGAUAAUCCCAAAGGACUGUACGCUGCCGGCGGGUGCUGCCGGGUCUGCGGCUCUGUGGAACACUUCCAGAAAGACUGUCCUGAGAACCAGAAUUCAGCAAAUGCGGUGACUGUGGGCCGCCUGUCCAAUGCCAUGAGUGCCGACCACGAGGACGUUUACAUCCCAGUGAAGAAAGCCAAGCCCAAGUCUGAGAAGGUGGUCGUUUUCUGAGACACGCAGACCCACGCGUGGGUGGAAAUGGAACGCUGCUUUAAGGUUUCAGGACAGUUAAGACCUUUGAAAUGAAGGUGUUACCUGGAGACAUCAAACUGUCACUGUUCGAUUUUUGUGACGCAAAAAUCCCCCCCCCCCCCCCCAACAGGAAGAAUCAUCACUUCUUUUUGGAUUCAAAGAGCACAACCAAAUAAAUGCAGCGUUUUUGUUGUGACUUUUUCAGAAGGUCUCUUCUCAUCACAUUUUCAGUUCUGAAGAACUUCUUUUUCAUCAGAACUUGUUGCAUGUUAAAAGUGCUGCUUCUGCAUUUUCUCCCACCCAUCUGGAAGUUCUCUAACACUGCUACUCUUCCUCUGUUCCUGACGUUGCUCCAGCAGUUGAGGCUGGUGCCUUCAGUGACUAAAGAGGUGGUCCUUUAGAGAGGGGGGUCUUGCUUUGAAGCCUAUUACGUCGUGGUUGUUGUGGGACUACAUGUGCACAAACAAUAAGGUGCACAAGCUGUUUGCACCAUUAUUUGUAAGGUUUAAUAAUGUUUAUAGGAUCUAAAACAGAUGUGGUGACAUUUAUUAAAAUACAUACAUAAAUGUA